Molecule: messenger RNA, 612 nt
Organism: Penicillium angulare
Lineage: Eukaryota; Fungi; Ascomycota; Eurotiomycetes; Eurotiales; Aspergillaceae
Product: GNAT family N-acetyltransferase
Exons: 2
Coding region: 1-612 (203 amino acids)
Molecular function (GO): acyltransferase activity, transferring groups other than amino-acyl groups
Source: RefSeq, a predicted model, not a curated record
AUGACAACCAACAACCCCCUCAAGCUAGAGACAUUGACUCUUGAAGAUAAUGUCGCCCUCACCAACCUAUGGUUCGCCGCCUUCACAGAUCCAGCUUUAGCCAAAGUAUUCCCAAACACCCCCGGUGUUCGGCAAUGGCUAGAAAAUGCCAACCGACAUGACCUGAUCAAUAAGCCCUUUCAAAAGUACAUCAAAAUAGUGGACACGGAGACAUUGGACAAUCAAGGUCAACCCCGCAUUGCUGCUUAUGCCAAAUGGGACUUAUCGACGCCUGAAGAGCGAGGACGACGUUAUCCACCCUGGCACGAAGAAAUGCCCGGCGAGAUGUGUGAGGAGUUUUUCCAGCAAGAAGAAGGGAAUCGAAGACGUGUAAUGGGUGAUCGGAAGCACUUUUAUCUUGAUACUGUUGCCACACACCCUGAUUAUCAACGACGAGGAUGUGGCGCGAUGCUUGUGAAGUGGGGCUGUGAUCUAGCGGAUUCGGAGGGUGUGAGUGCCUAUGUCGACGCUAGCAAGGAUGGGGCACCUCUAUAUGCGAAACAUGGCUUCGUGGAUUAUAGCAAACCCGGAGAAGAUAUUGCCUCCAUGGCUCGAUUUUCCAAGAACACUUGA